CCCAGUGCGGUGCUGUACUUUGUUCAGGCCAUGCCAUGAUUUAUCAGCCCCCGUCCGCGCUGGCCCUACCUUAGUACCAAUACCUGAGCCAUUACCGCUCCCAUCCACUGAUACAUAAGCUAAGGCACUGCCUGCCUACCUGGUCCACGGCUGCCCUUCCAUCGGACCUCCGAUCUGAGCUAGCCUUGGUUGACGUACCUUACCUUACCGCACCGUGCCGUCGUCACCGCCAACCGUUUUGACGAGCUUGGCCACCUUAGUACUUUAUCUUUUCUCCCCCGCCCCCCAACAAACCGCCGAGCAAACAUCCUCACGCACAUCGCUCCCGCCCCCCCCGAGUCUUGCGCUGGCCAACCUGCGCACGAUACAAACCUCCGUUGCGGUCCGUUGCGUAGCCAGAGACGCCGAGAUCUUUAUCCUACCUGUUAAUCUCUAAUCGUUCGACAUGGGAAGCUAUACCUUCAAGUGGGAGCAUCCCGCCGAGGAGGCCUUUGUCACGGGCACCUUUGACAACUGGCAGAAAACGGUCAAGCUGGAGAAGCGCGAUGGCGUCUUCCAGCAAAAGGUGGACAUUGCGCACCCUCUGCACAAGAUCUACUACAAGUUUGUCGUCGACAACAAUUGGACCAUCAACGAGUCCUCGCCUCACGAGCCAGACAGCGAGGGCAACAUCAACAACUUCCUGACCCAGGCCGACCUCGAGCAGCCGAGCUUCAGCAGCUCCAUCCUCAACACCGUCACUCCCGAGUCCACCACCGUCGCAAUGGCUGGAAAGAAGAACAACAAGAAGAAGCAGCAACAGAAGGCCCAGCAGGCCGCCCCUGCUACCAAGCCUGCCGAGACUGCGCCGGCGGAGACCACGGCUGCCGCCCCGGUCGCCGCUGUGGUCCCUGUCGAGGCUGCACCCGCCGCCGAGCCCACGGCUGCCGCCGCUGUUGUUGCGCCCGUUGCUGCCGAGAGCAGGGACGAUACCGCCACGCCGUCCAUUGUGCCCGGCGGCUUCCCUGAGACGCCCGCGAACGAGGAGGACAAGACGGUCAGCGUCAAUCCCCUGCCCGCCGCGCCCGGCGCAGUCAACCCCAUCACCCUGGAGCCUGGCGAGAAGAUCCCCCAGACCGUUACCGGUCAAGGCCUCAACGACAAUGUCAAGCUUGACAAGGAGUCGUACGAGAAGAGUGAUGCGUUGCCCGGUGUCGUCGCGACUGACCUGCCGCCCGUUUCCAAGAACACCAUCCCCGAGUCUAGCCUUCCCAUCACCAGCAACAAGGAUGCCACCAUCAACACUGUCGGCCCCGGUGCCACCACCGCUGCCCUGGCUGGCCAAGUCCCCCUCGAGUCCAAGGAUUCCAAGGUCCCAGAGGUCGUCAAGGAGAGCCAGCAGAAAGCUGGCGUCGCCCCCGAGGCCUCAGCUGUCCCUGAGGAGGUCAGGGAGAAGGCUGCAGUGGAGGAUGAGCUCAAGAGCAAGGUUCAGGAAGCUCCCGGCACCUCUGAGGGCCACGCCGGCGUUGGCGCCGAAAAGCAGGAGAACACUGGUCUGAUCGCCGGUGCUGCUCUCACCACUGGUGGUGCCGUUGCCGCUGCGGUCAUCGCUGCCAAGGACAAGCUCGUCGAGGCCGCCGGCCCCACCGUCAACGAAGCCGCUGCCUCCGCUACCGAUGCUGCCAACAAAAACCUACCGGACUCGGUCAAGGCUCAGCUGCCCGAGGCAGCCCAGAAUCAUCUGGCAGCGCAGUCCAAGGAGACCACCCGAGAGGAGGUCUCCCCGCAGGUGCCCACCGAGGUCAAGGAGUCUCUUACUGAGGCUGGGAAGAGCCCCGAGGCUGCCGGCAACACCGAGGCUGUUGUCGAGAAGAAGCAGGUCGAAACUGAGCUGCUCAAGGAGGUCAAGCCGGCGCCAGCCGUGGACGAGACCAAGUCUGCUGCGACCAAGGCGCCCACAACUAAGCCCACGGAGACGGCGGCGACGCAGGGCAAGGCUACCGAGGCCAACCCCGAAGCGGCCAAGACCGAGGCGGUCAAGGCUGGUGCCGCCAACGGUACCAACGGCACGGAGACGAAGCCUGCUGAGGCCAGCACACCCGCCUCCAAGGAGGCGAAGAAGAAGAGCCGCCUGAGCACCAUGUUCAGCAAGCUCAAGGAGAAGCUCAAGUAAACGCGCCGGAGAGAAAAAACAACGAAGAGACGAGAGGCUGGGAGGCUCCAUGUUGAGGUGGUAUUUGCGGUAAUGGUUUUCCUUUUUGGUUUGUCGAGUGUUACCUGUGUCAAAUGAUUCCCCCAGAUUCUGCGAUAGGAGAGAAUGGUCAGAGCCGUUGGCCCGUCUCGCGCCAACCAUCAUAUACCUAGGUAAUUCAUGAUCAUUUUCGGAGUCGCCCUUUCUUGUUUGAAUCAGUACCGGCAACCAUGCAUACCAGGAUGUCGUGGCGUUGGCUGAUGUCUCGGGCUGGGCGGUUUGGUGGAAAGAUCGUUGUCAAGUAGUUCAUCUUCACUACAUAUAUACCGAUCAAAUGAGAGACCACGCCAUGGUGCAUGUGGGC
This is a messenger RNA of Purpureocillium takamizusanense, 2534 nucleotides long. RefSeq names its product Cruciform DNA binding protein (gene CRP1). NCBI's taxonomy places the organism in Eukaryota, Fungi, Ascomycota, Sordariomycetes, Hypocreales, Ophiocordycipitaceae. The record is from RefSeq and is a predicted model, not a curated record. Gene Ontology annotation, biological process: signal transduction. The coding region runs from base 446 to 2152 and encodes 568 amino acids. The transcript has 4 exons. Gene Ontology annotation, cellular component: nucleus; cytoplasm; nucleotide-activated protein kinase complex. Gene Ontology annotation, molecular function: protein kinase binding.